Propithecus coquereli (Coquerel's sifaka) is the source of this 1994-nucleotide messenger RNA. It is a transcript of the gene UBXN6, whose product is annotated as UBX domain protein 6. The record is from RefSeq and is a predicted model, not a curated record. Gene Ontology annotation, cellular component: cytoplasm. Gene Ontology annotation, molecular function: protein binding. The transcript is spliced from 11 exons. NCBI's taxonomy places the organism in Eukaryota, Metazoa, Chordata, Mammalia, Primates, Indriidae. Bases 310 to 1614 code for a protein of 434 amino acids.
GGUGAGGAGGGGCUGUGGCUGCUGGGACUGGGUGUGACAGGAAGCAUGGGGGGCAUGUGGCUGAUGGCCAGGUCAGACCUGGGCCUAGGAGGAGAGAGGAGGGCUCGAGUGACACUGUAGACUCAGGGCUUGUGGGGAGGGUGGCGCCACAUUGUUUCUGGCUGUGGCGGUGGACAAGAGGAGGGCUGUCGUACUAGGGCUCACUGGACAGAUAACCCAAUAGGCACAUGCUGAGCGAUCAGGUGGUGCUCAGGCCAGGAAGAAGAGUGAGCGUGAGCGGGGUUAGGGUAGCAAGUGGUGGUGGGAACCAUGAGCUGGUCCGGGAAGGCAUCUCCGAGAAGGUGCCAUCUGAGCUGCACCUGGACCAGGGAGAAGGCCCCCAGAGAGAAGGCCAACCAGCCGGCGCUCAGGCAGCUGCGCCAGGGACCCACCGAUGAGGCGCAGAUGGCAGCCGCCGCUGCCCUGGCGAGGCUGGAGCAGAAGCAGCCCAGGGCGCGGGGCCCCACGUCGCAGGACUCCAUCAGGAACCAGGUGAGAAAGGAGCUUCGAGCUGAAGCCACCGUCAGCGGAAGCCUGGAGGUUCCAGGGACUAAUGUGGUUCCUGAGCCCAGAGAGGCGGGCUCGACCCACCUGGCAGUGCCUGGCGUGUACUUCACCUGCCCGCUCACUGGGGCCACCCUGAGGAAGGACCAGCGGGACGCCCGCAUCAAAGAGGCCAUUCUCUCGCACUUUGCCACCGACCCAGUGGCCGCCUCCAUCAUGAAGAUCCACACGUUCAACAAGGACCGCGACAGGGUGAAGCUGGGUGUGGACACCAUUGCCAAGUACCUGGACAACAUCCACCUGCAUCCAGAGGAGGAGAAGUACCAGAAGAUCAAGCUACAGAACAAGGUGUUCCAGGAGCGCAUUAACUGCCUGGAAGGGGCCCAUGAGUUUUUCGAGGCCAUCGGGUUCCAGAAGGUGAUGCUUCCAGUUGCCGACAAGGAGGGCCCCGAGGAGUUCUACGUGCUGAGCGAGGCGGUGCUGGCCGAGCCCCAGAGCCUCGAGAGGCACAGGGAGCAGCUGCUGGCUGCGGAGCCCGUGCGCGCCACACUGCACCGGCAGCGCCGCGUUUUCCAGCCGUCGCCCCUGGCCUCGCAGUUCGACCUGCCUGGGGACUUCUUCAACCUCACGGCAGAGGAGGUCAAGCGGGAGCAGAGGCUCAGGUCCGACGCGGUGGAGCGGCUGAGCGUGCUGCGGACCAAGGCCAUGCGGGAGAAGGAGGAGCAGCGGGAGCUGCGCAAGUACACCUACACGCUGCUGCGCGUGCGCCUGCCCGACGGCUGCCUGCUGCAGGGGACCUUCUACGCCCGGGAGCGGAUGGCGGCGGUCUACGGGUUCGUCCGCGAGGCCUUGCAGAGCGACUGGCUGCCUUUCGAGCUGCUGGCCUUGGGAGGGCAGAAGCUGUCGGAGGAUGAGAACCUGGCCUUGAACGAGUGCGGGCUGGUGCCCUCGGCCCUCCUGACCUUCUCGUGGGACAUGGCCGUGCUGGAGGACGUCAAGGCUGCGGGGGCCAAGCCCGACUCAUCCAUCCUGAAGCCCGAGCUGCUGUCAGCCAUCGAGAUGCUCUCAUGAAAUAAAAGCCGGGUUGGCCUCGGCCCCGUGUUCUGUCUCAUGCCCACCCAUCCCUGUCCCCACAGAGCCUCCAGCCACCUCUGGAAACACAUGCCCUGCGCCACGGCAUAGGAGGGGAGCAGGCUGGCUGGGGAGCCCCAUGGAGGGGGAGGGUGUGGAGAUUUUCAAGCCCCCCGGGGAGGGCCUGGGGCGGCCCUACAGCUGAGCCCUCCCUCGCCGCUGUGCAGCGGCGUCACGGAGCCCCCGGGUGUCUCCCUGGCAGGAGAGCAGGUCUGCAGCACAGCCCGGUUCCCGUGCAGCGGGCACUGCGGUUGCCAUGGGGGAUGCUGGUGACACCUUUAACUACUAAAUUAUGAAACUAAAUAAAUAGGAUGUUUGGA